This is a messenger RNA of Rhizophagus irregularis DAOM 181602=DAOM 197198, 1927 nucleotides long. RefSeq lists its product as uncharacterized. Gene Ontology annotation, cellular component: cytoplasm. The record is from RefSeq and is a predicted model, not a curated record. Gene Ontology annotation, biological process: signal transduction; protein phosphorylation. Gene Ontology annotation, molecular function: protein kinase activity; ATP binding. NCBI's taxonomy places the organism in Eukaryota, Fungi, Glomeromycota, Glomeromycetes, Glomerales, Glomeraceae.
AUUAAAUUUCAUUAUAAAUAGCCAUUUUCAAUAACUGAACAAAGAACUCGCUUCUUAUUUUACUAAAUAGUUCAUAUAAUAAUUUUAUUGUUACAAAUAAAAAUGGUAUAUAUAAAUAGAAUUCAUCCAAAUGUUUCCAUGUUGUAUUAUUAAAGUAAAAAGAAGAGAAGAAUAGGUUUAUUACAAGAUAAAUGGAAGAGGAUUUAUUCUACCAACAUGAAAAUAAAUUUACGCCAAAGGAAUUGAAAGAUUGCCCAGAAUGUAAUAAACCUAGGAUUUCUUUUGGAUGGUGUAAAGAAUGUGAAGCUAAUUCUAUGAAAGAAAAUUUUCUUUAUUGGACAUCAGAAAAUAAAGAGAUUGAUGAAUUAAUUCAAUACACCCAACUAAACGCUACUCAAGCUUGUGAUUACUUGGAAUGGAUCCCCUUUGAGAAAUUCGAACUGGUUAAAUAUGUUGGUAAGGGUGGAUUCAGUAGCGUUUAUUCAGCUCUUUGGAUGGAAGGACCUAGAUGGAUUUGGGAUGAUGGCGCGCAAGAAUGGACUCGAGCUGGGCCAAUGAAUGUUGCUUUAAAACGUCUCGAUAAUUCACAAAACAUUUCAAGUUCUUACAUUAAUCAGAUUAAAUCAUACCAUAAAUGUUUGCAGUCUGCUUCAUUGGCUGGAACGUUUGGUAUUACAAAAGAUCCAACGUCCAAUUAUAUGAUUGUGAUGAAAUAUUACGAGAACGGAAACCUUUAUCAAUAUCUUGAUCAUUGCAACGGAAUUCUUUCUUGGCGAGAUAUAAUCGAUAUAUUAUGGGGAAUCGCUGGAGGACUUGAAAGAAUCCAUUCCGAGGGAAAAAUUCACGGAAAUCUUCACGGAGGAAACUUACUUGUCGAAGACGAAAAAGUAUCUACGGAUGCUCGUAUUGCUGACGUUGGUCUUCAUGGACCAUGUAAUAAUGACAUAAAUAAUGGUUCAAUUCAAAGAUACGGGGUCUUACCAUAUGUUGCGCCAGAAGUUUUACGUGGCGAUAAUUAUAAUAUUGCUUCUGAUAUAUAUUCAUUUGGUAUAGUUAUGAAUACUCUUGCAACUGGAAAAAGACCCUGGUAUAAUAGAGUACAUGAUAUUAAUUUGGCAAAAGAUAUUUGUGAUGGUAAAAGACUUGAAAUUCCUGAUGAUACGCCUAAUUUUUAUUCAGAAUUGAUGCAACAAUGUUGGGAUAAUGAUCCGGAAAACCGUCCAACUGCAUCCUACUUAAAUGAAAAAUUAGGAGAAUGGAUUAUUUUAAUAUGCGAUGACCCAAAUCCUUCAAAGAUUUCGGACGAGAACUCCGUUGCUGAAGAAAAAAGAUGGAGGAAAAUUUCUCAAUUGACUAAAAAAAUUUCUCAUCCAGAAAUACAUCCAGAAGCUUAUUUUACAAGCAUGCCCUUACAUUUCCCGAACGAUACGAAAUUUUUUUACAGUUAAUUUAAUUUUUUUUUAUUCAGCUUAUCUUCAUUAGGCCGCUCCAAUAUAAUUGUUGGUUUAAUGAUGAAAAGUUUGAGUGGGGAGGGGAAUUACAAUAAACAAAGUAAGUGAAAUGGUUAUAAUAAAUUUUUGGAAAUUUGGUAAUUUAAGUUUGGGGGUAUUUGAACAUGCAUAAAUUAUUAUAUGUUUUAUUAAAAUUUAGAUUUUUCACAAAAUUGAGUGGGGUGGGUACAUUAAACAAACAAUUAAUUUGGAACGGCCUUAUUAUUAAAUUAUAAUAUUAUCCGAAAAUACAUAAUUAUGGGUCGGAAUUACGAUAAUGUCAAUAAAAUUCCAGCCGGUACUAACUAAAAAUUUAACUUUUGCUUUUUAUGUACUUUAUUAUUAUAUAUGAUGCCGAAUAUAAACACAGUAUAUGAAUUUUAAGUUUCCAAUAAUAAAAUUAUAAAUUAUCUGAUAAAUAAUAAAUAAGCCUCCAA